AUGAAGUCGCCGCCGCCGCAGCAGACCGCCGGCCCGCCUGGGUACGACCGCCUGCAAAAGCAGGUCAAGCUCCAGCUGGAGAUGCACCGCGUGGGGAUCCAACGGGACGAGAUGACCGAGAGUCGGCUCGCGGCCGUCGAGAGUCGGCUCGCGGCCAUCGAGCACAACCGAGAGUGCCUCCAGGGCCGCGUCGAGGCCCUCGAGGUCCAGGUCUUCAACCAAACCUUCAACAACUACCAGCCUCCGCCAGGGGGCGUGGGGACCCGUCGGGCGCCCGGCUACGGGAUGCGCCGCCUCACCCACCGAGUCGCGGAGCUCGAGCGGGCGGCCAUGACCAUCCCUGUCGGCGUCACCGUGAACGUCGUCAACCCGGGCGGGCCGCUGCGCGACGACUCCGAGACGGAAGACGACAUGGCGUAG
Messenger RNA from Emiliania huxleyi CCMP1516, 420 nucleotides. RefSeq lists its product as hypothetical. NCBI's taxonomy places the organism in Eukaryota, Haptophyta, Isochrysidales, Noelaerhabdaceae. The transcript has a single exon. Bases 1 to 420 code for a protein of 139 amino acids. The record is from RefSeq and is a predicted model, not a curated record.